AUGCCCCCGAAGGAUGGCGUGCGGCCCGGGCGACAGUCGAUCACAGGGGCGUCGCCCGGCGUCGGCGUCGGCGGCAUGGGGGGCAGGAGCGACAAGAACAAGGAUGCGAAGCCCAGGAAGCUGAACGCGCAGCAGGUGGCCCUCAACAAGGCCGUGGAUAUGGCCGAUCGGAUGUACAAGCAACACGAGCGGGAGCGGGUGAAGCGGGAGGCAGCCGACCAGGUGGCGCGCCAGGAUGCCUCCCUCGACGCCGCCCUGGAGAAGGCGCGACUGAGCAACGAUAAGGCGGAGCAUGAGAAGGUGGUGAAGGAGAUGGAGGAGCGCGAGCAGCUUGCCUACAGAGAGUGCGAGAAGCACCGCAGAUGGAGCCGGAUUCCAGAAGCCUCACGACUCCCACAGGUCGACAGUGAAAGCUCCAUCAACACGUUCCUUAGUGUGUGGCGCGAGAGGGAGGAGGAGUAUGACAAGUAUAGCCCCCCUGUUACGGUGCUCGCCAAGCGAGGUUCCAUUGGCGGGGUCACCAGCAUGUUUCGGUUCGUGAACGGGGAGCUUGGCGUUUCUCCAGCGGAUCGCAAGAAGAUGGUGGAGUCGGAACUCCGACGGUGUCUUGAGGCGUACGAGUUGACAGAAGCCAUCCACUUGGAGGCGGAUCGUUCUCUGACGCAGCGCAAGCUGAAGGAUCUUGCAUUUUUCAGCACAAACAUCGGACGGGUAUGUGAGCAGGUGCUCCAGUCCUUAGACUUUAUCACCAUUCACGCCUUGCUUGGGUACGACGUCAUGCUGGAGGGCCCAGAUAGCGAGUUCCUAACCAUGAGUGUCCCACCAGCCAAUCCUGUGGUAAAGUAUGGCCUCUGGGUGAAGGUGAAGGAGACGACGCGCAGUUUUGCUGCCAUGGCAUUCCCCAACAUCGCAAUGCGCCUGGAUCCCAAAUCCAGUGCCUUACCGAAGCUUCCAAAGGCGCUGGGAUUGAGUAAGGAGAAUGUGGCGGUGCGCAUUAUUCAGUUGGGGUUUAAUCCCCACGGUCACCACGGUUCCGUUGGUCGCGAAUACUACGCAUUGAACUGCGUCAUAAAAAUAGACCUUUUAAAUUUCACAGAGCGCCCAAAUAAGAGUGGAGACUGGCUUUACCGCUCUGAAACGGAAGAGGCGCACGUCUUACAUGUCGUUCCAUACCCGCCGCAAGUUGUGGAAAACGUGGAGGAGGAUCUUUCACUCCGUGUUUCCUUUGAGGCUCCAAACAGCAUCGUUAUGCGACACGCCUCGCUUCUUAUUGGAAGAUGGCUAGAGGCGUCCAAGGACUGGGAACCGUGCAGCCACACAAACCCUUCCACAGACACGAGCGGAACCGAGGCUAGACGCUGUGUGUUUGCAACCUCCGAGUUUUCCACCUUCGCGGUUUUGCAGGAGAAGGGCUUUGAUGUCCCGUACGAGCAUUGGCGCCUACACCCGAUGAGCUUUGACCAGGUAUUGAUGGUCUUGGAGGGGCGUCGACGUGGCGAGGGCGGUGAUCGGGAGUUCCGCAUUCUCGUCCAGGAUGCGCAGUGCAAGCUCUUGGCUCCAGAAGACCCAGAGUUGGCGUACCUGCGCGAGAACUGGCUUGAGCCUGCCACGCUGUUGCGGCUGCUCUCGCAAACAGGAUUUAACUUCCUCUUGGAAGACGAGGAUGCGAAGUUCAUUGAAAGUAUUGUGCCAAAGAGCUCCGCGUUGGAAGAAAAGGUGUACGCGGAUAUCGCACAAUUUUGCCUCUUCUACGCCAUUGCAAGCUCGCGACACAACAGGUACGGCGAAGAUGCGGAUUUGGCUCUAUUUCGCGUCUCCAAGCAGUCCCGUGCCCUCGACCAGGACGCACGGCUGGAGGUUCACUUAGACGACGACUCCGACUGGCACAGCGUGCGGUACCAGACCCAGCGCUGCGCCUUUGCCGCACUGGAGGAGUCUGCCGACGAACCCGACCUGCACAUACUUGAGGGGCAUGCGUCCCAUUUUAACCUCUACACACUUCUCCUGCACGAGAAGGGGGAGGAGGUGCGUCUGCAGGUCGUGCACCACACAAAUUUUCUUCUACGGCGAUGCGUGUUUCAGCUGCUCUGCCUGAUCCGACCGCUGACCUGGGGCUAA
Trypanosoma conorhini is the source of this 2118-nucleotide messenger RNA. RefSeq names its product putative chaperone protein DNAj. Gene Ontology annotation, molecular function: beta-tubulin binding; microtubule binding. Gene Ontology annotation, cellular component: axoneme. NCBI's taxonomy places the organism in Eukaryota, Euglenozoa, Kinetoplastea, Trypanosomatida, Trypanosomatidae. The record is from RefSeq and is a predicted model, not a curated record. Bases 1 to 2118 code for a protein of 705 amino acids. The transcript has a single exon.